Messenger RNA from Saccharomycopsis crataegensis, 753 nucleotides. Its product is annotated as CIA30 family protein. The transcript is spliced from 3 exons. Lineage: Eukaryota; Fungi; Ascomycota; Saccharomycetes; Ascoideales; Saccharomycopsidaceae. The coding region runs from base 1 to 753 and encodes 250 amino acids. Gene Ontology annotation, biological process: mitochondrial electron transport, NADH to ubiquinone; NADH dehydrogenase complex assembly. The record is from RefSeq and is a predicted model, not a curated record. Gene Ontology annotation, cellular component: mitochondrion.
AUGGUCAUCUCUGGGUACACCCAUCGAUCAACUAUUCACAUUAAUGAGAAAUUAAUUGCCAUUAUUAUGUUCAGAUCGUUAUCUAAAGUCAAUGUCUUCAAGACACCCCAAGCAAAGGACUUCCAAACAAUAUUAGAUUUCAAAAGACCGAAUGAACUAUCAAAAUGUCUAAUGAGGUCAGAUGAAGAAUUAGGAGGCUACUCCACCGUUAACUUUGAAAUUGAUCCUCAAGAACAGGCUGCUCAUUUUCAUGGAUAUUUGAAUUUGGAUCCCCCUGCUGACCGCCCAGAUAUCUUACAAUCCGGUUAUGCCAUGUUCAGAACAAAAGAUCAACCUCAGAACGCUCUUUUCGGGGAGAAGUCGUGGGAUUGGACAAAUUUUAACCAAUUGGCAAUGAGGGUGAAGGGUGAUCACAGAAAGUACUUUUUGAACAUCCAGGCUGACAGCUCAUUGAAAACAGAUAUAUACCAACACAGAUUAUUUUUAAACACACCAGGGGAAUGGGAAACUGUUCUUGUCUCUUUAGAUGACUUUGUGCUAACGAACUGGGGUAUUAUUCAGGAUGAAGGUGGGUUGGAUAAAGGUAAGGUUAAAACUUUUGGUAUUGGAUUAUUGGAUAGACAGUUUGGUUCUUACAGCCUUCAUGUUGAUUGGGUUAAAGUUAUCACUGGUGAGUCGUUAUCAAAGGUAGUGAAUGAGUCAAGAAAGAAGAAGCAAGACGAUGAUUUCGAUUUUUCGGAUGCUGUUGUUUAA